Messenger RNA from Megalobrama amblycephala (Wuchang bream), 3177 nucleotides. It is a transcript of the gene ncoa4, whose product is annotated as nuclear receptor coactivator 4. Gene Ontology annotation, biological process: response to hormone; intracellular iron ion homeostasis. The transcript is spliced from 10 exons. Gene Ontology annotation, molecular function: transcription coactivator activity. The record is from RefSeq and is a predicted model, not a curated record. Lineage: Eukaryota; Metazoa; Chordata; Actinopteri; Cypriniformes; Xenocyprididae. Bases 195 to 1919 code for a protein of 574 amino acids.
CGUGCAGAAUCCGCGGGCGCGUGUGGAGGCCUACAGAGGCGGCGCUGCCUACGUGUGCUAUGACGUCUCUGUGGGCCGAGGAAAGGGGCGCUCAGAUAAACCCCGAGAACAAUUAGACGUUCAUCCAUUGACAACACGCAAACUAAGCUACACAUUUGGAUCAAAUUGACGGCCGCUUGAUUGACAAGAAGAGCAUGUCAGCCGUGGGGCAGAGAGAGACGGCUGCCCUCAGGCAGUGCAUUCAGGCCCGGGCCCAGCUGGAGGAGGCCAUCGCUGGGGUCAUCAAAGCUGAAGUUCAGCUCAAGAGCAACUCCAGAGAGGUGAAGUCUCAGCUGCACAGCUGUAUCAGUAGACAUCUGGAGAUCCUUCGCUCUCGUGAGGUGUGGCUGCUGGAGCAGAUUGAUCUGGUGGAGCAGCUCAAAGGAGAGACUUUACAUCAGCAGCUACAGCAGCUUCAUCUGCUCAAAGGCCAGUUUGACAUCCUCAUUCAUCAGCUGGAGUAUUCCAGUAGUAACAAUCUCGCCACCCAGCUCACCAACUGCCUGGAGAAGUUAUCUUCGCUCAGUCUGACUCCUGAAGAAACCCCAGAGAUGAGUUUCCAAGCAGAUGCACGCACCUUGCGCCAGGCUAUCACUUCCUUUGGGACCAUUUCCACCCAGCAAAUCGAGACCUCAGACUCUUUUGCGAGACCGUGGCUUCUCCAGGACUGCCCAGUUUCUUGCAAGAAACAGAAAAUAGAUCUUGAACGGGCCACACCUCUGGCUGAGUGGCUUCUAGGAAACCGUCCAGUAAGCAGCGCUCCUGCAAGACACCACCUCAGCACAAACCUCCAGGACUGGCUGCUUGUUUCCAAGGAAUCUCAGGUAGAGCAACAACUACCUGCCUUUGACUUCCAUAAAGCUUGGGGCCAGCUUCAUGACCUGGAGUCAUGGCUUAUAAAGGAGAAAUUACCAAUUCGUGAGCGAACCAGCAGCGGCAGCUCAACCUUCUCGAUUGAGAUGAUUGAGGAAAGCGACUUAAAUCUGGAUGAGGUGGAACUGGAAGACCAGCAGGAAAAAGUGGACGACUCUUUUGAGGAGGAAGAACUCAGCAAGUGGCUUGCCAGGCCGAGCACAAUAAAGCAAGAUAAGACUAGCCAAGUAUCAGAUGCUGACCACUUCAAUCUGAUCAUCAAACCCUUCUAUGAGAGCUUCUCCUACAGCGAUUGGCUCUCAAAGUCUGACUGCAGCUCUUGCUGUGCCACACGGACCACGGCUGUGGAAAUCGAGAACCUCGGAAAGCUCAAGUGCCUAAAGACUCCCCCGUCAUCCCCUUCCAGCACUCCAAACACCAACUCGGAUCCCAUCGAGAUGUGGCUUCACAAGACCAUCCCUCUCGAGACCACCUGCAAAGCCAACGAGACCUGUGCCAGCUACGCUCAAUGUGUCUGUGACGACAACUGUGGAAAAGAGGCCCUCGGUGCUUGGCUCCUCAAGAAAGAGGGUCGAGAUAAGAAUGGGGUUCCCGUCAAUAAGAAUGCCACAAACAAAGCCUCCAGCCACCAGCAGCAGAAGGUUCAGGCCAUCUUAGAGGCCUGGCUGCACCCGAGCAACUGUGCCAAGUCCCCUGACUUUUCAUCCCUCUCUGCCUGGGUGACCCCGCACAUCAAAACCUCAGACUCUGAGAGCUCCAUCCAUAAGCCUUUGCAGUCGGAGAACUGGCUUCUGCCAGCGAAGAAGCACGUUAGCAGUACCACUGAGACGCCAAACAAGCCAGAGAGCGAGAACACAAAAGACCUCGAGGAGGACAAAUGGCUUUUACGAAAGCGGGCCAAUGCACAGGAAAGGCUUGGCCUACCCAUAGUAUGUGACCUGUUUUCCUGUAUGAAGCUCAGCGGGGACAGAGAAAAGUGGCUUCAUCAAACAGCUACACAGAUAUGAAGGCAACAUCCAAUGGCUUUUUGAGAUUUACUCUAGCGCUAUAUAACCGCUGAUUAUUGCACAAUAUUUUUCUUCCGUGCUCUUUAGGGGUUCUCUCUCUCUGUAAUCUUCUAGAGACUGAAAGAGUGAUGUGGACUAAAGGCCCUGUGCAGGAGCCAAGGCUUUUGGUACACCAUCACUUGAGGGAGUGUUUAUGCUGGGGAAUUACUGUGUUUUUGGCUUAAUACAGUUUAAUUCCAGUAAUGUGGAGGAGACCAGUGUGUUUUAUUAUAAUUCAGUAAAGUGAUUUAAAAAUCACGAGGAAAUGGACCAGAUUGGUGCAUACAAAACAAAAUAUAUUUUUAUUUUUUUCCCUUAUGGGGGCAUAUUGGGAGGGGGGACUUGGGAAGAACUUGAAUAAAUCUCUAUAUUAAUUUUAUUCACGCACAGUUACAGCUUCAUGUUUCAAAUCUUAACAACCUGCACAUUUGGAGGAAAACAUGCUCUAAAAGCAGAGAGUGAUCUCCUCCAUGGCUUCUUGGAGUAUAUAUUUAUAUAGAAUUUUACUAUUUCUUUUCGAGUAUGGAAUGAGCAUCCCUUGCUGUUCACAUUACUUUAUUUGUAAUGAUUAUAUUAUACACUUCUGUGGCAUACAAAUCUCAUAUGCCAGUUAAACAUAGCAUCUUCCGUUAUCCUAACCUCAAAACAUUCAGACAACUCGUGCCUGACAUGGAAUGUGUAGCAGCGCCUGCUGUCAGUCCAUCUCAUUGUAUGUAGGGAAAACAAUUCAUAAAAGUUUGCCGUUUCUGCUGCGUCAUGAGCUACAGCAGCCAGCGUUUGAUGUGGUCUUUGAGCUCAACAUGUGGUAAAUGUUUACCAUAGAAUCACUAUAGCUCUUUUUAAAUUGAAUCUGUGGUAUAAUAACCACUGAUACGGCUUUAUGUCUAUGCUGUGAAACUCCCUGUCAACAUAUAAAACAAGAAUUAUGCUUUGCGCACAUACAGAGCAAAGACUACAGGUGAAUUUAAAGCUGGUGCAAAAAUUAAACCGCUUCUUAUUGAUCAUAAUUUCAGCUCAAGUACAAAUCUUUCACUUAGUAAUGGACCAAAGACUUGGUACAGAAAAAUUAACAAUGCAAAAAUCGUUGUCAUCAUGUGCCAGUGUUUGGAUUACAGUGUUUUACAUGUAUACUUGUGUGUAGAUUAAUCUAAAAUAUUGCUUACAUGACCUCUAAUGCUUUGAUCACUGUCACCUGAAUCAAUAAAAAGACAUAAAUGUG